Messenger RNA from Neltuma alba, 1563 nucleotides. RefSeq lists its product as uncharacterized. The record is from RefSeq and is a predicted model, not a curated record. The transcript is spliced from 3 exons. NCBI's taxonomy places the organism in Eukaryota, Viridiplantae, Streptophyta, Magnoliopsida, Fabales, Fabaceae. Bases 311 to 1195 code for a protein of 294 amino acids. Gene Ontology annotation, molecular function: S-adenosylmethionine-dependent methyltransferase activity.
UGCUUGUUUGUCUCAGAGUGAUCAAUGGCGGCAAAAUCAGGAUUGCGUUUCCCGAAUUUUUGAGCUCCUUCGGCCUUUCUUUAACAUUUCUGAUGCUAAAGGACGAAUCAAAGCGCGUUGUGUCUGAAUAUGCUUACGGAUCUGAAUCAUCUGAUAUGUCCUCUGUACAAAUCCACGCCUCGUAACUAGGUUCCAUUCAGUCCCCUUGCUGAAUAAGUGCAGAGCAACCGGAAAUUUCGCCUGCAAAACCGGUUAAGCAGAGUUUAAAGGUCAAAGAAUCUUUAGAUUACGCUUUGGAAGGGAAAAAUCGAUGGGAAAAUCAACGAGUAGAGACUGGACGCAGAUCUACGCGAUCUACGGAAUGGACCAAUGGCAGACCCUAAUCUUCCUCUUAUGUCAAGCAAUCCUCUUCUCCAUCCUGUCCGUACUCUAUCUCCUCUACUUCAACCCCAUAUGCGCCUUCUUUGAGCGAUUACUCUCAAUAGCCUCCGUGCCCUGCGGCUCCGCCAGAUUCGUCGCUGGCUUCACCGGCUCCGUCACCGCACUGUCCGCCCUAUGCCUCUUCUUCGCCGCUGCAAACUUUUUCUACUCCUCUGUUCCUCUCCACUACGAUAUGGCCCAACGUAUUAUUUCCGCCGUCAGCGACUGGUCGUCUGUGAAGCUCGCCCUUGACCUGGGCUGCUGUGGCCGCGGCAUCCUCCUCAACGCCGUCGCGACGCAGCUCAAGAAAGAAGGGAGUUCGGGUCGGGUCGUGGGGCUGGACCGGUCGAAACGGACCACGCUGUCAACCUUACGGAGCGCGAAGAUGGAGGGAGUGGGAGAGUACGUGACGUGCAGAGAAGGAGACGCGAGGAGGCUACCGUUUCCCGAUGACUACUUCGACGUGGUGGUGUCGGGGGUUUUUGUGCACACGGUCGGUAAGGAGUAUGGUCACCGGAGUGCGGAGGCCGCGGCGGAGAGGAUGAGGGCGGUAGGGGAGGUGGUGAGGGUGAUGAAGCCGGGAGGUGUGGGGGUGGUGUGGGACCUACUGCACGUGCCGGAGUACGUUAGGAGGUUGCAGGAGCUGAAGAUGGAGGACAUUAGGGUGUCGGAGCGUGUGACGGCGUUCAUGGUGAGCAGCCACAUCGUGUCCUUCCGGAAGCCUAGUCAGCACGUCGUGGGGCCACCGGAGGUCCGCCUCGACUGGAGACUCUGAUGACGCGGCAAUACCUACACAUAAAAGAGACAUAGGCAUAGAAAAAAAAAUAUUAUAAUAAUUAUAAUAAUGGUAAGUUUUUUUUUUGUGGGGCUUCGGUCAAAAAAAAAGUUUUUGGUGCGUCUGGGGAGGCGAAGUCGAACCAGGAGUUUUAUUGGGAAAAGAAAAUGGGUGAUGAGGUUACGAUAGUCAAAUGAAAUAUUUAAAGACGGGAAAAAGCCGUUAUUAUUAUGUUAUAAUUUUAAGGAUAUGAUGAUCAUCACCCUCACAGCAGUAGUCACUGAUGCCUGAUUUUUGUAUAGAACCGAGAAAUAUGUAGAAGCAGGAAGAUUAACCUAUAAAUGAAAUUUGUUUGCUGUUUUCUCCGU